CAGCCCACCAGGACUGCCCCCCUGUCCUCGACGGGCACGGCUCCGGCCCUCCAGCUUGCUGCCCAACCUUUGGACUGGCGGGGAAGGCGCGGAUGAUGAAGACGAGACGUCUCGAGAUGGUUCGGGCUCUGCUGGCCGGGGCCAUCCUGGUGGGAAUCUUCCAGGUGCAGGCGUCGCCGCAGGGCCCGGGCCCGGACGCGUUCGACGACCAGUACCUGAAGUGUGCCGAGCGCAUGGAGGCCAAAUUCGUCCCGCCGCUGCUGGAGGAGGAGCGGGCGGCUCACCCGGCCUUCGGGGCGGCCUGGGAGGAGGCGGCCGCCCGCUGGGAGGCCCGCAAGGCCCGGCUGACCUUGCCCGACGGCUUCAAGGACAACCACGGCAUCGCGGCCCUGGCGUUCGCCCACCAGGCCGGCCUGGGGACGCCCCUGGCCGCGGAGUUCGCCGAGGCCGUGGGCCGGGCCGGCCGCUCCCGGGACGCCUACGUCUACGGCUUCCCCUUCAAGGCCUUCCACUUCUACCUGACCCGGGCCCUGCAGCUGCUGAGGCCCGAGUGCGAGGAGACCUACGGGCGCGGGGUCUUCGCGGCCGGCGCGGACCCCCUCCCCGGGGGCCGGGGCCCGGGGCCGGUCCGCUUGGGCCGCUUCACGGCGGCCUCGGCCAGCGGGCCGGAGGCCCGAGAGCCUCCCGGGGGAGCGGUCUUCACCAUCCACACGUGCUUCGGCGUGCCCGCGGAGAGGUUCUCGGACGCCGAGGGCGACCGCGGCCUGAUCGUGCCGGGCACCGAAGUGUUUCGGGUCACCCACGUCGGGCAGGACGGGGCCCGGCGCCGGCUGGUCCUGCAUAGCACCAACCGGACCUGCAGCCACUACGACUGCGCCUAUCUCGGAGGGUUGAAAUCGGAGACGUGUGUGGACAACACAGACCAGCUGAAGCCCAGCUUCACCUUCCAACCAGGAGUGAAAAUGGAGGACCGGGAACGAGAGGAUCCUGGAACGGAGAUCCGGGAGCCUCCGGCAGAGACAGACGCCCCAAGCAAGACUCAGGACGACAGCGAGAGCCCAAACCCCCUGCUCAUCUUGCCUCAAGCCCCCCUAUUCACCACCCCGGGACCCCCGGAAUGGGCUGGUGGGCCUGCCCACCCUCCAGCCGGGCAAGGAGAGAAAAGCCACGAACACAUGGAAAAGCCAGCGCCCAACAGCCACCCUUCCUCCUCCUCCUCCUCGUCCGGCGAGAGGCACCUUCCGCGACUUGGGCCGUUGGCGUUCCUGGCCAUCACAUCCGUCCUGACGCUUUUUGCCCGUCUCUAGCCGCCGCCGGGCAAGGCCGCCCCCCGCUCGCCCACCCCAUGGGGGGCCGAACUCGCCCGGUGGGCGCGGGAAGGCCCCGAGGGUCCCGGGGUGGGCCUCGACCCAUCCCCGCCGUUACCCCGUCACUACAUUGGUUCACUGACCCCCCUUCUACACUGUGAGCCCGUCGUCGGGUAGGAACCGUCUCUAGAUGUUGCCAACUUGGACUUCCCAA
This is a messenger RNA of Tachyglossus aculeatus (Australian echidna), 1521 nucleotides long. RefSeq names its product ADP-ribosyltransferase 3 (inactive) (gene ART3). NCBI's taxonomy places the organism in Eukaryota, Metazoa, Chordata, Mammalia, Monotremata, Tachyglossidae. Bases 93 to 1307 code for a protein of 404 amino acids. Gene Ontology annotation, molecular function: NAD+ poly-ADP-ribosyltransferase activity; NAD+-protein-arginine ADP-ribosyltransferase activity. The record is from RefSeq and is a predicted model, not a curated record. The transcript is spliced from 10 exons.